AUAUACUGGAGACAGGUUCUAGUAAUAGUGCAGGCAAAAAUUGUGAUGGAGAUAAAGUCACUGAUGAUGAAUCUAAUAUUUUGGGGGAACUUCAGAAAACAAAGGAUUUGCUCAAAAUAUGUCAAUUAGAUUGUCAGCAAAAAACACAAUGUAUUAUAGAUCUUAAUAACAAAAUUUCACAACAGCAGCAUCUAUUAGAAGUUCAAAAGCUUGAAAUUGAAGGAUUGAAACAAAAGCUAAUUGAUUCUUAUAAUCAAUUAAUUAAAGUUCAGGAUGAAAACAAUACCCUUUCUAAGCAGUGGGAUUCACGUUUUAGUAGUCAGCAAAAACAUAUAGAUGCUGCUAGGGAAAUUGCUCCAAGAACUCGUCCUGAAUCAAUUACAGAAUGCCAGAAAUUUCAUGUUCAUCUGAGAAGUUUUAUUAAUCCAGAGGAAAUUAAUUGGAAAAGCUUAGAUGGAGAAUAUGAGCUAAGUGAACAGUUAAAAAAUUUUAGUGAAAUAGCUAAAAAAGCUAGGCAAGAAUAUAUUAUGGAGGUAUUUUAUAAGAAUAACCCAGCUUCUUUAUUUAGACUUAUUCCAAUAACAAAACAGGAAUCAAUUGCUCAAGAAAAUGAAACCCAAAUGACAAAAGCAGAAAUAUUAUUAAAGGUAGAAUCACUCCUUGAGCAAAUGAAUGAGAGUGUUCAAAAAAAAUAUCAUGGAUUAAAAUCAAGAAGUCGAAAUGAAUUAUUAACUAUAUUACAAGAG
Messenger RNA from Entrophospora candida, 746 nucleotides. The record is from the annotation of a GenBank genome assembly. Lineage: Eukaryota; Fungi; Glomeromycota; Glomeromycetes; Entrophosporales; Entrophosporaceae.